This is a messenger RNA of Fraxinus pennsylvanica, 498 nucleotides long. The record is from the annotation of a GenBank genome assembly. NCBI's taxonomy places the organism in Eukaryota, Viridiplantae, Streptophyta, Magnoliopsida, Lamiales, Oleaceae.
AUGUCUCUCACAGGCAAUCGACUCCUCUGCAAAACACCCACAAGAACACCUUACGCCCAACUCCAUAUACGCCGUCCAUUUCUCAUACCAUCAUCCCCAUCAUGGUCUCAUCAGCCAAGAACAUCUUUUACAGUCUCAGCGAAUCCCAAGAAGCUCUCGUCAUCAUCGAAGACUGGAAGAUUUGACAGCAAGAACAGAAGAAGCUCAGUUUCAACUAAGGAACAAGAAGAAGAAGUAUUAGAAAAGCAACGGAUGGAUGAGAUUUCAGUUGAUGAUAUAAGUGGUACUAUCGGAGCCGUUGAUGAUGGAUUUGUAAUGCCAGAGCUUCCCGGAGAAAAGCCUGACUUCUGGGAAGGUCCGCAAUGGGAUGUUCUUGGUUUCGUCCUGCAGUACUUGUGGGCUUUUGGCAUCGUUUUUGCGGCCGAAUGCUCUCCGGUUGAAAAUUCUAAUUUAGAUAUCUUGUAUUUGGAUAUUUUUGUUGGAAAGGCACUUAAGUAG